GACUCCUAUCCAGUGUCUCCUGUCUUUUCUCCUUAUCCACCUCACUCCCUCCCUCCUUCCUUCUCUCGCAUCAGGCGGAGUUUCCAAUCCCCAGCUGAGAGACCUCAUUCUCGUGCAGGAAAACACACACACACAGCUUGUUAGGAAGAGGUGAGGAUGGGCCACAGUGGAGAGAUCUGUGACUUCCCCUCUGCACUCUAAUAUUCCCAGCAGGACCUGGGAGGAUCAGGCAAAGCUCCUGCUCUCACACCAUCUCCUUGGUUGUCAGAUGGAUGCUCCGUGAUCAUGACUCCAACUUUCUAUCUGCUCAACGCUUGUAGGGAACGAACCGCCUGUUGCUUACGAGUCAAUCGGUGGGGACCAAGAUCUUGAAGACCUCCGCUCUACUCUGCUUUCCUGGUCUUCUAAAGCUGCACCACAGGAGAAGAUGUAGGCAUCAUAUGAACACCCAAUAAUCCCAAAGUCCAGAGCCUCAUCUUUCCAACCACCUCUCUCUUGAGUAUGCUGCUGGCCGGCCAUGCCUUUCUUGGACUGGUACCUCCGGCGCUCAUUAGCAACAUGGCUAUUGUUACACAGCUUGGUCCUUAUGUCCCUCUGCUUCCAGUCAGCUACGACUUUCCCCAAGGGCUGUCAUGCCUCCCAAGAGGAUGGCUACAAGACUUUGCGUUGCAGCAAUGCUCAGCUUACAGAAGUACCCAAAGACAUUCCCAAUGACACCAACAGACUGUACCUAGACUUCAAUCAGAUCACCUACCUCCCAUCAGAUUCUUUCCGCAAUCUCCCUGUUCUUAUGGAGCUAGACCUGUCCCACAAUUUCCUGGGUCGUUUGGAUGUUACAGCUUUCAGGAGCUUAAGUGACCAUUUACACUCCUUAGACCUGUCUUCCAACAAACUAGUGUCUGUCAACAAGGAGGUCUUUGCUAACCUGAAAGCAAGAACAAAUCUUUCUGGCAACCCCUGGAUGUGUGACUGUGAUCUUCAAGAACUCAUAAGGAUGGUAGAGUUGGACCCCAGUUCCUCUAGUGGAAUUGUGUGUGCCAGUUCUGUACUGGAGGAACAUGCUGGCAAGCCCUUCCUUCAGGUGGUCAAAGAUAUUGACCUGUGCAAUGCUUAUAAGAAAACCACGGACGUGGCCAUGCUUGUCACAAUGUUUGGUUGGUUUGCCAUGGUCAUUUCCUACUUGGUGUAUUAUGUACGUCAAAACCAGGAGGAUGCUCGACGUCAUCUGGAGUACCUUAAAUCCCUGCCCAGCAAGCAGAAGAACACAGAGGAGCCCUCAACACUAAGCACUGUGGUUUGACCUGGGGACAGAGCAUAGGACUUUAUAUUUAUGGACAGGUCACUCAGAUAAAGUGUAAACUUAUUUUAUCUUUUGCUAUUUACAACUUUACUACUUUUUGGCUUAAAUUUCCUCCUAUUGAAACAUCCAGGUGGGAAAAAAGAAUAGCGAUUGAUGAAUUGGUUUGUACAGUCCAUAUCACUUUUUUUAGUAAGGAUGAU
Messenger RNA from Rana temporaria (common frog), 1500 nucleotides. RefSeq names its product leucine rich repeat containing 3C (gene LRRC3C). Bases 518 to 1300 code for a protein of 260 amino acids. Gene Ontology annotation, molecular function: protein binding. The transcript is spliced from 2 exons. The record is from RefSeq and is a predicted model, not a curated record. Gene Ontology annotation, cellular component: plasma membrane. NCBI's taxonomy places the organism in Eukaryota, Metazoa, Chordata, Amphibia, Anura, Ranidae.